Messenger RNA from Setaria italica (foxtail millet), 1736 nucleotides. RefSeq lists its product as uncharacterized. Lineage: Eukaryota; Viridiplantae; Streptophyta; Magnoliopsida; Poales; Poaceae. The transcript is spliced from 4 exons. The record is from RefSeq and is a predicted model, not a curated record. Bases 589 to 918 code for a protein of 109 amino acids.
UCUCGGCCGGCCCCCAAACGACGAAAUUUACCAAAUCUGCUCCCUCCCCACAGCUCCCCGAGAAAAUUCGCGCUUCUCCCGGCGGCGAGCCGGCGAACCGACGCCUCCGACUUCGUCCCAUCUCCCUCUUCCCCUUCCCCACUUCGCAGCGGCGUAGCGAGCCCACCGCGGCUUGCCCACUUCCUCUACCCGCUUUCUCCGAGUCUGCACAAGCACAAAUCCUAGCCCCCCACCCCUUGGGCUGGCCUAAACUGGUGUGAUCCCUCCGGACCUCUCCAGGAUCGACUCUGUUUUGCCGGUAAGGAGCUUAUCCAACAACGUGACUGUGUGAGCUUAUUCAACAGCGUGACUGUGUGAGCUUAUUCAACAACGUGACUGUGUGAGCUUAUUCAUGUUUGGUCCGGCCUUAUUCACACUGUAUCCCAAUCCAAUUUGUUAUGUUUGUUUGUUAGUUGUUGUAUGUGAAAAUAUUUAGCCAACUAUAUCCUUUUUUUUCCUGCUACCCUGGGAACUAUGAUGAAUCUUCAUGGAGCAUAUAACUGAUUUUGUUAUCAUUUCUGCUAGUGCUAAUAAUCUUGGAUACAAAAAAUGGAAGGGCGUCCCUCAAAAGAAAUAUCAUCUGCUGAAGCUGUCUUCGUGGGAGCAUUGUCGUCUGGUGUUAAUGCUCCCACGUGGUUUGUGCUGAAGAUCACAUUUUUGCUCCUGGCCUUCUGUUUUACUGCAAUGCUUGCUCUAGCAUUUUCAUCGAAAAACUUUGUGAUUGUUGGGCAUGUUCUUCUGCUCGUGACUAUUGGCACAGUGCUAUUUGUUCUGCUUAACAGGUUUCUAGCAGAAGUUGGGCUUGUGCCUGUUGAACAACAGAUGCAGGAGAUGGGCAUCCACAAAACAGAAGCCACAGAUAGGGACAAAAGAAAGUAAACUGUGACAGAUUUUUAUUGAUAUGAGAAACAGCUUAACACCUUACAUCACUCGACAGUGUCAUUUUGCGAUGUAGAAUGUGUUUUCAGUUCAGAGUUCAGUCAGUACAAUUUUGCACAGAUGAUCAUAGCUCUUUGGACAUACUUCUUAAUGCAACCUCUUCCUAAUCUGAAGUGGAAUGGAUGUAGCAGCAGUGCAGCACACAUCAAGCCUGCUUUCCCUCUUCCUUCGGUUUGCUCUUCUUCUUCUUGAUGUAGCAGAAGCAUGAGCAGCAGGGGAACUGAAACAAGAACUUCAUUGUCAGAUAAAUCACCAAUACUUUGUUUGGAGAAAUGUUUUGUGGAAGGGAUUUGCAUGCAAUGCAACCCUUAAAUAUACAGCUUGGAUGCGUUGCCUUAUCAAUCUGACAUUAGAAUUUGUGGUCCAAAUGUCUUCGGCUUGAAGUUUGUACCACCUCUGAUACUUUCUUUUGUUUGUGAUCUUAACGUAAUGUCAUCACGUUAAACUGUUAGUGAGCAGAGGAUAUUUUCACAGCAAGUAAUUAUCGUUCCUUUGGCUGAUUCUUGUAUUAAGCUGUAUUACGUGUGAUGUCUAAAUCCCUAAACCAGAUUCAAAAGUCAGGAGGGUUUCUUAUUCUUGGAAGCUUGUUUGUAAAGGUAGGAAAGCCUUCCGUCGCCCAUGAUGGAAGGCAUAUUCUUUACUUUUAGUCUUUUGGAUUCGGAGGGCAAGUGCAUACGUGCAACUUCUGAAACAAAUUGUUUAAGUACACAUUUCUUUUGGGUUGUCAUAUAAACUCUAUUUAAAAUAGUCUUCUUUCA